GAGAAAGAGAGAGAAGAAGAGGAAGAAACGAUCGGCCAGAGAGAGAGAGAGAAGAGAGAAAAGAGAGAAGAAAGGUCAUCCGAAUAUUUGUUCUCAUCUGAUUUCUCCGAUCUGCCAUGGCUGGGUUUUGCUGAGGCUAAUAGCUUGGUGCUGGGUUUAGACGCUCGGUGAAGGAGGGAGAUAGAUCUCUUUUACCUCUUUUUUGCGUCGCGAGGAGAAAAAAACGUGCCUAUAGGCUUAACACCGAGGAGUGGACUCAUACUGAGAGGAUAGAAAUGGCAGAUGGGAUAUCGAGCUUUUGGGGUCCAGUGACUUCUACUAUAGAGUGUUGUGAGGAGAACUACGCCUACUCAUCUUACAUCGCAGAGUUCUAUAACACCAUAUCCAAUGUCCCUGGAAUCCUAUUGGCUCUCAUUGGUCUCGUCAAUGCGUUAAGGCAACGGUUUGAGAAGAGGUUUAGCAUUCUUCACAUAUCUAAUAUGAUACUUGCCAUCGGCAGCAUGCUCUACCAUGCCACUUUGCAACACGUGCAACAACAGAGUGAUGAGACCCCGAUGGUGUGGGAGAUACUUCUAUACAUGUACAUCCUUUACUCACCAGAUUGGCAUUACAGAAGCACAAUGCCCACUUUUCUCUUCCUCUACGGUGCUGCCUUUGCCGUAGUCCAUGCUUUCCUCAGGUUUGGCAUCGGUUUCAAGGUCCACUACGUGAUUCUCUGCCUUCUCUGCAUCCCUCGGAUGUACAAGUACUACAUUCACACAGAGGAUAUCGCAGCCAAAAGGAUUGCGAAAUGGUAUGUCGCUACGAUCCUAGUGGGGAGUGUUUGCUGGUUCUGUGACCGUGUUUUCUGCAAGACGAUAUCUCAGUGGCCUGUGAAUCCUCAGGGACAUGCUCUGUGGCAUGUCUUUAUGAGUUUCAACUCUUACUGUGCAAACACAUUCUUGAUGUUCUGUCGAGCUCAGCAACGUGGAUGGAACCCAAAGGUAAUAUACUUUCUGGGAGUACUUCCUUAUGUCAAGAUCGAGAAGCCAAAAGCACAAUGAGAAGUUAAGUGGGGGAAGUAAACGCCCAUAAAUAUAGUUUUUUUGUUCAUCGUUUUGUCAGAAAUCUCAACGUUGCUUAUUCUAUUUUAUUUUUGGAAGUGAAACUCUCUAGAAACAGUCUAGAUUUUUUUUUUCUUUUUGUUUUGUAUUAGUUACACUGGGGAUUAUGAUCUUAAGAAGAAUUGAUUUUUUUUUUUAACUU
Eutrema salsugineum is the source of this 1245-nucleotide messenger RNA. Its product is annotated as alkaline ceramidase. Gene Ontology annotation, cellular component: membrane. Gene Ontology annotation, molecular function: hydrolase activity, acting on carbon-nitrogen (but not peptide) bonds, in linear amides. NCBI's taxonomy places the organism in Eukaryota, Viridiplantae, Streptophyta, Magnoliopsida, Brassicales, Brassicaceae. The transcript has 3 exons. Gene Ontology annotation, biological process: autophagy; response to salt stress; ceramide metabolic process. The record is from RefSeq and is a predicted model, not a curated record. Bases 276 to 1043 code for a protein of 255 amino acids.